UAUGCGGAUAUUACUAUUUAUUGGACUUCUAAUUUUAUUAAAACAACAAGAUAAUCCAGAAAUAUUCUAAAAUAAAUACUGUAAUUUUUUUUGUAGUUAGUCUAGUUCUAGAUUCAGUACUUGUAAAUCUAGUUUAUUGUAUAGUCUUAAACUCAUCAAUACAUCCAGACCUGCACAUAAUGGAUAAAGAAGGAAGCACAACAUUGCCUUACAAAGAUAUUGUUAUUAAACUUGAGGUCUGUGAUGAUACUGAACUAGAUGUCCCACCUAAAGAUACGACCUCUGAAACUGUUGAAAAAAAUAUUGCAUUACCAACAUUGGCUGACAAGAAAGCAAAUAAUAAAUUUGGAUCUCCAAACAGUGAGAACAUCAAAACUGGAGUUGUAGCGGAAAAUUCAACAACUGUCAAUGCCAGUCAAGAUUUAUUACCAUUGCGAUCAACUGGCAAAAACCCAACACCGUACGUUUUAAAAGUUAAGCUCACUCCUUCAGUCACAUCGAGCAUAAAUGCACAUUUUCAAGACAUAAAAACAGAGAUGUUUAGUGAUCUAUCAGAGCUCACCUCAAUGCACACAAAUAGCAUUGACGGUUUGUCUAUAGGGCAGCAUGAUAAAUCAACAGAUCAUUCAGCUUUAAGAGAUACACAACUCUCAGAGUUGAAUAAAGAAGGAAAUGCAACUUUAUUAAGUGAAAUUUUGAUUAAACGUGAGAUAUUUGAGGACAUUAAGCCUGAAGUUUUAACUGAAUUCUCAAGUAAUGAAGAGGCAAAACAAAGUGUAUCACCAACAUCUGAAGAUAAAAAACCAUUUGAUUUAAUUGAAAAUCAAAACAGUGAAGACCCUCGAGCUAUAGAUUCAACAGCAAAACAACUUAGCUUUUCCAACAAAAAAUCAGUAGAUCAGGUAAAUACAAAUUAUGUAAUAGAAAAGCCUUAUGAGUGUGAUUUGUGCUUUAAAAGAUUUCCUGGAGCUGGUAAUUUGUACCAGCAUAAAAAAAUUCACACUGGAGAGAAACCACAUGAGUGUGAUAUAUGUCUCAAAACGUUUAGUUUCAGUAAUACUUUAGCCAGACAUAAAAGAACCCAUACAGGAGAAAAACCAUACAAAUGUGAAUUAUGCCCUAAAACGUUUGCUCGCAGUGGUGGCUUAUCUGCACAUAGAACCAGUCACUCAGGAGAAAAACCAUACAAGUGUGAAAUAUGUCAUAAGAGCUUUGCUGUUAGCAGUGGGUUAGCAUACCAUAGAGUUGUCCAUACAGGAGAGAGACCUUAUGAGUGUGAAGUGUGUCACAAAAGGUUUCCGGCUAGACGUAAUUUAUAUUCUCAUCAUAGAGUUCAUCUAGGAGAGAGGCCAUUUGAGUGUGGAGUAUGUCUAAAAAAAUUUGCAACCAAAGGUAGCUUAGCAGAGCACGCAGAUAUCCACACAGGACGUAAACAAGAGUGUAGUGUAUGCCACAAAAAGUUUUCCUCUAAGACUUGUUUAAGCAGACAUAGUAAACUUCAUACAGGGGAGAAUCUUCAUGAGUGUGAUGUAUGUAACAAGCUAUUUACCCGAUUGAGUGGCUUAUUAUAUCACAAAACAAUUCACUUUAAUGAAAAACCGCAUGAAUGUGAUGUUUGUUUUAGAAAGUUUUCUCGACUGAGUGGUUUAAUAUGUCAUAAAACUACUCAUUCAGGUGAGAAACCACAUAAAUGUGAUGUGUGUCAUAAAUCAUUUGUUGGUAGCAGUGGUUUAGAAUAUCAUAAAACUACUCACACAGGAGAAAAACGAUAUGAGUGUGAUGUGUGUCACAAAAAGUUCCCUGCUAAAGUUAAUCUAACUUCCCACAAAAAAAUCCACUUGAAAGAUAAACCAUAUGAGUGUGGGAUUUGUCAUAAAAAGUUUACUUACAAAAGUAGCUUAGAUUCUCAUACAAAUAUUCACGCUGGACUUAAAUAUGAAUGUGAUGUGUGUCUUAAACAGCUGUCUUCCAUGGGCUGCUUAAGGAAACACAGAAAAACUCACUUAGGAGUUAAACUGCAUGAGUGUGACUUGUGUCUUAAGAAAUUUUCUCGCAGUGCUCAUUUAACACGGCAUAAAUUAACUCACUGAUGAUGGCAAGGAGAGUUUAACUUUAUCCAAAAACGCUCAUUAAAAGUAUCCGCAAACACAAAAAUGCAGAAAAAGCAUAUAUAUCUGUUUACUUUCUUACCUAUGCUUUUGUCAGUUAUUACUACUUUUAAAAAAAUGAAGAAAAAAAAAAGAAAAACAAUUGUGAAUAUGUGGCAAAGAGAUUUUUCAUUUUCAGGUUACAAAAAUGGAAGCCAUUAUGUUAGUUUUCUAACUCAAGAGAGAGGCCAUUUAAAUUGUUAACUUGAUCAAUGUCAACCUAAUGCUGUCAAUUUUAAUUUCCAAUGUUAAAAAUGUAUGUAUUGUAAAUAAUGUAAAUAAGUGACUACAAGUAGUUUAUUUAGAUGUAAAUCAUUGAUGUAUGAAUGUAUAUUUAUCCAGAAGAGAAUUGAUUGUUUACCCAA
Physella acuta is the source of this 2512-nucleotide messenger RNA. Its product is annotated as zinc finger protein 883-like. The record is from RefSeq and is a predicted model, not a curated record. Gene Ontology annotation, biological process: regulation of transcription by RNA polymerase II. Gene Ontology annotation, molecular function: DNA-binding transcription factor activity, RNA polymerase II-specific; RNA polymerase II cis-regulatory region sequence-specific DNA binding. NCBI's taxonomy places the organism in Eukaryota, Metazoa, Mollusca, Gastropoda, Physidae.